CACGUGAUUGCCGCCACAACCGCCUCCCGUGCUUUGUCGUCUCUUAAGUCGUGCAUCAAAGCAGCUCUCUCAUCCACCAUCCAACCGAAGCACGACAGUUCAUCACGACCCGCUCGCCCGACUACACGCGUGAUCCCAACACCCUCUCCCUCUCCGUCUCGCUCGCACAAGUAACAGAUAUCGGAUUCCGGUCCAUCGGAACCGAAAGCAGCCGGUGGUGCGCCAUCCAAGGCCGGUGGUUGGUGGGCCAUGGAGACGAAACAGCCAUCUCCGCCGCCGCCACCGCUGCUGCAGCAGCUGCGGCGGCGGAAGUGGGUGGUACCCCUGCUCGCCUCUUUCUUCAUCUCGUCCCUCCUCAUCUCCGCCUUCGUCUUCUCUUCGUCGUCGCCCUUCUUUGCCGCCUCCUCCUUGUCUCGCCAUGCUCUCCUCCUCCUUUCCUUUUCCCAGAUCCCCUCCCCCGGCGGCGACGAGCCCCACUUCGUCGAGUCCAAGCUCCGCUUCCCGCCACCGUCCGGAGCAUCGGCUCGGCCGGUCCCCCGCCUUGCUUACCUUAUCUCCGGCUCAGCCGGGGACGGCGGCAGUAUCCGCCGGACCCUCCGCGCGCUCUAUCACCCGGCCAACCAGUACGUGCUCCACCUCGAUCUCGAAGCCUCCGCAGCAGAGCGCCUCGAGCUCGCCACCGUCAUCCGAGACGAUCCGGUCUACACUCGUUUCGGCAACGUCAGGGUCGUCGCCCGAGCCAACCUCGUCACUUAUCGUGGGCCCACGAUGGUCUCCAACACCCUUCACGCCGCCGCCAUCCUCCUCAAGGAGGGCGGCGACUGGGACUGGUUUAUCAAUCUCAGUGCCUCCGAUUACCCUCUCAUCACCCAGGACGAUCUAUUGUACACACUGUCAAGUUUGACUAGAGACCUGAACUUUAUAGAGCACACUAGUGACAUUGGAUGGAAGGAGUAUCACAGGGCUAGGCCUUUAAUUAUAGACCCUGGGCUUUAUAGCAUGCACAAAACAGAUUUAUUUUGGGUUUCUGAGAAAAGAAGCAUGCCCACUGCAUUCAAGCUCUUUACAGGCUCUGCUUGGAUGAUGGUUUCUCAUCAGUUCAUCGAGUUCUGUUUGUGGGGGUGGGACAACCUUCCAAGAACAGUUCUAAUGUACUAUGCAAACUUUUUGUCAUCUCCUGAGGGCUACUUUCACACCGUCAUCUGCAAUGUUCCCGAGUUCCGCAACACCACUGUCAACCAUGACCUUCAUUUCAUUUCUUGGGAUAACCCUCCGAAGCAGCACCCUCACUUUCUCACCCUAGAUGACUUCACAAGAAUGGUCGAUAGCAAUGCUCCAUUUGCGCGGAAGUUCGGCAGAGAUGACCCAGUCCUCGACAAGAUUGACGAGGCGCUGUUAGGCCGUGAUCCUGAUGGUUUUGUACCUAGUGCAUGGUGCGACGCAUUGAAGACUAAUACUAGUGAUGAUCCACACUACACAGUGCGGACCGUCACUGAGCUCAGGCCUGGGGCAGGUGCUCAGAGGCUUAAUGCCCUUAUAACGGAUCUGCUCUCAGUAGAUGGUUUUGAUGAGAAGCACUGCAUUUGAUAUGGAUAGUCUGUUGGGAGAAUUGGAAACCUUCUUUUUCCUUCAAACAUGGAGCAUUGAGCUAUCUUGGCGUACCCCUUCAGUUCAAAGCAGCAAAUAGGUAAUGCACCUGUUUGGUCAUGAUCUCGAAAGAGUAGGAUUCUAUGCAAAUAAUGGUUCAUUAGUUGCUUUUGUUUGCAAUAUACAAGUUACUAGGUAAAGCAGCAGAGUGCAAAGUCCUUGUUAUGGUUAGAUUACAAGCUGCAUGCGGGGCAUGAAGCUCCCUUGUAUCCAUGAAGCCUAAUGUCGAGUACAACAGAUUCAAUGCUGUAAUAUUUUUCAGCUUCAGCAGCUUUUGAGAUCUGAGAGAUGCAUUCGCGCACUGAUUUAUUACCGAGGGGCACUUUUUAGCACUAAUCUUGAUCCAAAGACAAGUCCGUAUCAAACUAGUGCAAAUAAGUGGACAUGGUUAUGUUGUAUUUUAUGAAAUCCAAAUGCCUUGGGUUAUGUUUAAGUUGUACUCAGAUGGUGAAUGCUGAUGAUGUUAUCAUUAUAGGAACACUCGAGUGUACUUGCUAUAAUAAGAUCGAACCCUGUUCUGAGCACAAGAUUGGGGUUCGAAGGUGAGAAAGAACGAAGAUUUUGGGUUCUUAUAUUGAUAAUUUAUAAUGGUCUUUUGUUAA
Molecule: messenger RNA, 2249 nt
Organism: Musa acuminata subsp. malaccensis (wild Malaysian banana)
Lineage: Eukaryota; Viridiplantae; Streptophyta; Magnoliopsida; Zingiberales; Musaceae
Product: beta-glucuronosyltransferase GlcAT14B
Cellular component (GO): membrane
Molecular function (GO): glucuronosyltransferase activity
Source: RefSeq, a predicted model, not a curated record